ACUUGUUAUAUCAUAUAACAGGUUUCUUUGAUCAAUAAGACCUAAUGUUACUAGUAACAGGUCUCUUAUGUGGAAAUUGAUGGUGGGAAAAAAAUAAAGUGACCUGUUGUUAUCUUUAACAGGUCUCUUUGUAUAAUAUUUUUUUAUUUAUUAAAAAUAUAUUAGAAUAUUAUAGUAAUAGAAUCAUAUUUCAAAAAAAUAAAAAAUAAAAAAAAACCUAGUAUUAGAAUUAGGCUACCUUGUUUAAAAAAAAAAAAAAAACUCCUAUUUAUCGCCCCAAUCUAGCCUGAGUCACCUCUCAGGCUCUCACCUUGACUCACUGCCCCCUCCGUCGUUUCCCACACUGCCGCCGUCUUACUCUCACCGCCGCUACUCUCCGGUGUUCCUCUCUAGUGUCGGUAUGGUUCUCCCCUCACCCGAAGUUUCUUUCCUACACAACCCGAAGAUUGCCAUCUCCCUCUCGAACCUCCGGCGACUUCCACAUACAACGCGACCCUAACCUCUGCCGGCGGCGACUACCGAUUCCAUUACUCCCCUCCUAUACUCGAAGCUUCCCCCACCCAAAGCUGCCAUCAAUACCCUUUUCCCCAUAUUAAUUUUUUUUCCUAGGGUUUAUCGGCUUCUCUCCUCUUUCGAUUGCUGGAUGGGCUUCUUUAUUUGACGAAGUAAAAUUUUAAGUUAGAGAUAGAAAUCAUACACUCAGAUCUUGGUAUAGUUUCAGAAUUUGGAUUCUUCAGAACCAUCAUCGCAUAGACAAUGGGCCGGAGGAAGGAUUUGUUUUUGAGGUACUCUGAAAAGCACUUUAAUGGUAUGAAUGAAUAGGUAUGAAUAAUUGAGUAUAUGUUUUUGAAUUUAAAUUAAUUUGUUGAUUUUAAUAUAUGAUUAUUUACGAGGGUUGUUCUCUGUUUUUGAAACACUAGUUUAGUUGUUUCUCUGAGUUUCAUCAAUUUGAUGUAGGCUGCGAAAGUCAUAUGCUCCUAGAUCUUGAGUUUUUGAUUUUGGUGGAAUUGCAGUGUGAUUGCUGUUAAUUUGUGUGCUUAUUUUGAGGAAUUGAACUAUGUAGUUGAUAUUAUUUGAAAAUUUUGAUCCUUCAACUUGUUAAUUGUAUUCAAAUUCUGACCAUUGAUUUGGAAAACGAUGAUUAUUCUUAUGUAAUUGAGCUGUUUUCUAUCAAAUUUUGGAAAUAUGAAGUUUUUCUAUGUGGGUAUUUCUGGUGUUGAUGGAAUUCGACUAGGUUGCUACAAGAUUUUGGUUUUUUUUGGAAUUUCAACUAUGAACUUUUUCCUUAAAUUUAUUUACAUAGUUUUAUCCAAUGUAGGCUGCAUAAACAGCGAAAUGUUCCACAACUGUCAAAAUCAUGUGAUGAUAUCUUUGGAGGUAGAAAUUGUUUUAACUGCGCAUCCCACACAGAUAAAUAGGCGCUCCUUACAAUACAAGCAUAUAAGAAUCGUUCAUCUUCUAGAGUAUAAUGAUAGACCUGACCUUGGUCAUAAAGAUGGAGAGAUGCUAAUUGAAGAUCUGGUAAGAGAGAUAACAUCAGUUUGGCAAACAGAUGAGCUUAGAAGGCAUAAACCUACUCCGGUAGAUGAAGCUAGGGCAUGUAAUCUUUCUUAACCUUUUGAUACUUGUAAGUUGUAACUAAUGUAAUCAUGCAUUUCAGAAUUUCCUUUUCUUAAUUGUGGAUUGUUCUGCACGUUUACAUAUUGUUGAGCAAUCUCUUUGGAGAGACAUUCCUCACUAUCUGCGCCGUGUUAUUAAUGCCUUAAAGAAGGUCUGUUUCCAUGUGAAUUGUCUCUACCUUUUCCUUAUAGAAGAUGUCUAACUGUUUCUUAUGUUUGUGUUUUUAUAUGUAAUGCUUCUGUAGCACACUAGUAACGCACUUCCCUUGACAUGUACGCCCAUAAAGUUUGGUUCAUGGAUGGGAGGUGAUCGAGAUGGAAAUCCUAAUGUGACUACCAAGGUAAGGUUACAUUAUCUUGACAGUAAUACUAAUGUGUUUAGUUGUAUGAAUAAAAGUCACCAGCUCUAGAAUAUUAUACAUUUUUCCAGUUGGUUAUGUGCUUUUGAUAUGAUUUCAUACGUGUAUCAAUUACCAUAUAGUGGCAAAGAGGAUUAGAGCUAUUUAUUGAUAUUUUCUACUACAAAACAUGUAAGGUCCCCAGUCAAUUAACCUCCAAAUCCUGUAAGCCCACUUUUACCCUGUAAUUAGUUUUAUCUACUGAUAUUACUGAUGUGUAAUUUAUUCGUUUUAAAAUUUCAUCUUUUUUCUGUUCAUACAUCAUGCUCAACGUUUUCCUUACGGAGAUUUCAUUGUCUUAUUCAUGACUUCGUUAUCACUUGUGUACUGCAUUGGUUGUUACAGGUCGGUGCAAGAAUCUAGCAAGAAAGGUGUUCUUCCUAGCAAACCAGUUCCUGAUCAGGGAGUGAGUAUUCAGGGUGUUGAUGUUCUUGUGGCCUGCGUGGGGUUUAGUGUUGUUCUUCUUAGACUUUUGAAGCUGCUGCUGCUGUUGGGCUGCCUAUUCCUGGGGUGUUGUUGUUUUACUUUUGGUGUAGCUGCUGCUGGUGCCUAACGUUAAUGAGUAUGGUUUAUAUUUUUGGAGAAUAAAUAGAGUAUUUUUAGAUGUUUUUGUAUAGUAUUUUUGAAGGUUACAUUUGAAUUUUUAUUAAUGAAUGUUUGUAAAAGUGUUUAUCCACUUAAGUUUAAUAAAAAAAAAAUUAAUAGAAGUUUAAUAAUAUAUUAUACAUAGACAUUAUGAGAUUAUGGAAUAAUUGCAAAAUACAGGUACAUGAAUACUAUAUAGGUACCCUACAGGAACAAAUAUUGUAUAGGGUAUCAAAUUUUGUUUUUUUUUUUUUAUAAAAAAUUAAAGACAUAAGAGACCUGUUAUCUCUC
Chenopodium quinoa (quinoa) is the source of this 2893-nucleotide messenger RNA. RefSeq names its product phosphoenolpyruvate carboxylase 4-like. Gene Ontology annotation, molecular function: phosphoenolpyruvate carboxylase activity. NCBI's taxonomy places the organism in Eukaryota, Viridiplantae, Streptophyta, Magnoliopsida, Caryophyllales, Amaranthaceae. Gene Ontology annotation, biological process: carbon fixation; tricarboxylic acid cycle. The transcript has 5 exons. The record is from RefSeq and is a predicted model, not a curated record. Gene Ontology annotation, cellular component: cytosol. Bases 1186 to 1614 code for a protein of 142 amino acids.